AUGCCUAGUAUCCAGUACCAGAUUCGGCCGUUUCGAGCCCCUUUACUUCCUGACGAUGGGAGUAUCGGCUCGACCGCUCCGUCACAGCUGUCGUACCAAUCCGACGCCCUGCCAGACAGAGCCCCUUUCUUGCUCCGUACCGACAGUCUCGGCUCGACAGUCACCUCCUCAAAGACAUCCUCACAGACCGAACCCCCCCUUGUCCGAGCCCCUUUCCACCUGCUGCGUACGAACAGUCGCCGAUCAGAUGCUCCGGAAAAGACAUCCUACCACUCCCUGCAGGCAGAGCUAGGCGACCGGAAGGACCAGGAUUUCUGGCAGCACACUCGGAAGCCGUUCUUCAUCAAAAUUGCUGCCGUCUUUGUCCUGCUUCAGCUGCUGUUCCUGGGAAACGUGUCCUACCUCUAUGGUUCUCUGUGGGGCUCAAAUGGUCGCGUCUCAUCGCUGAAUGUCUUGUGGUUGGAUCUCGACGGCGGAGUGAUAGGCGAAUCUGUGAACAGUGCUUAUGAGAACCUUCGAGGCUCCAACUUCCCAUCACUCGACAAGCCGUCUGGGAGCGAACUGCAGUCUGUCGCCGAGGCGCUAGACGCCGUGAGAGCUGGAUCGUACUGGGCGGCAUUUGUGGUCAACCCAAAUGCAUCGGCGAGACUUGCUCGCGCCCUUGCCAGUGGCGAGGUGGCGCGGACCUACCAGGCUUCUGACGCGUUGACAUACGUAUGGAAUGAAGUCAGAUAUCCCCCAUUCUCCGACGAGGCGUUGAUGUCCAGUUUCGAGCUGUUGGCACAGGCCGCCGAACAGGAGUAUCAUCUCAGACAGGGCCAACCCGCGCUACAGAACCUGAAUCGAAACAGCAGUGCGGCCGUCCAAGUUCUAUUCCAUCCGAUCGGCAUCUCCGGCGUGAAUAUCAUGGAAACCACAAAUCCAACUCGGCUUCUGUACAAUACAGCGACCAUGGUGAUGCCAGUGCUGGAACAGUUCUUUUUCGUGUUGAUCCUGAAUGGACUCUCUGACGAGUUGGGCAUAUACAAAAAGGUGCCUGCGACGACUACGGGAAUCAUCCGAGUGGCAUUUGCCUUCUGCUACACCCUCCUGUCCGCACUCGGCAUGACCGGAUACAUCUGGGCAUUCCGAGAGACAUGGGCGGUGGACGGGAAGCAGUUGGGCCUGACGUGGAUGACCUUUUGGCUGCUUCACACGGUGCACUUUGUCGUUGUGGACACGGCGGCCGCGUUCUGGCCUGUGCCUGUCAUGCCGUUCUUCAUUCUGACCUGGAUCGUCCUCAACUUAGCAAGCUCCGUCAGCCCGCUCCAACUCAAUCCGGCGUUUUAUCACUGGGGGUACGCACUCCCGGAUAACGAGGCGUAUUCUCUCCUGACGGAUAUUUGGUCCAAGGGGGCGGUGCCCGUGCUCCAUCGCGCUCUUCCGAUCUUGUUUGCCUGGCUGCUGGUUGGCUCAAGCACAGCCAUCAUUGGUCACUUUCGUCGCUGUCGACUUGCUCGUGAUACAUGA
This is a messenger RNA of Cladophialophora psammophila CBS 110553, 1509 nucleotides long. RefSeq lists its product as uncharacterized. NCBI's taxonomy places the organism in Eukaryota, Fungi, Ascomycota, Eurotiomycetes, Chaetothyriales, Herpotrichiellaceae. Bases 1 to 1509 code for a protein of 502 amino acids. Gene Ontology annotation, cellular component: membrane. The transcript has a single exon. The record is from RefSeq and is a predicted model, not a curated record.